Molecule: messenger RNA, 9255 nt
Organism: Diabrotica virgifera virgifera (western corn rootworm)
Lineage: Eukaryota; Metazoa; Arthropoda; Insecta; Coleoptera; Chrysomelidae
Product: zinc finger protein 227-like
Exons: 2
Coding region: 36-1817 (593 amino acids)
Source: RefSeq, a predicted model, not a curated record
UGCGUCAUAGAGAAAUAACAAGGUGUUAUUUCUCUAUGUGUUGCGUGUUGGGGAAAGAAAGCUCGCGUGCCCCUGUGCCCCAUAAAAUUAAGUGUCAUCAAAUGGAAGUAAAACAAGAAUUUAGUGAAGAGACCUGUAAGGUAGAAAUAGUGGAUAAUGAGCUGGAUGAUGCUCUUUUGGAUGGCUUUAAAUGUGAAAUUAAAGAAGAAAACAAUAGCCAAAGUACACAUGGCAAAUAUGUUUGUUUAGACUUAAAAGAACGUCAUAUAAACACUGAACUAGAAGAACAUGGGAAUAAUCUUAACUCAUUUAAAGAAAAUAAAACUAAAAAGGGAUAUCUCCAAGAGGAAAACAAAAUGGAAAUUAUGGAGACACUAAUUGGACAUUCAUCUCACGAAGAAAAUGACAUGAAUCCACAUGCUGAAGGAAAAACUGUAAAUCAAAAUAUGAAAGUUGCUACUGGACGACGAUCUUACAAAUGUGAACUUUGUUUUAAGCAGUUUACUAAAGCAAAUCAUUUGAAAGUACAUUUGAGAAGGCAUACUGGAUAUAAACCAUACAAGUGUGAAAUUUGUUUUAAGCAGUUUACUACAGCAGAGGAGUUGAAAAUACAUUUGAGAGUGCACACUGGGGAGAAACCUUACAAAUGUGAGAUUUGUUUUAAGCAAUUUAGUCAAGCAGGCGAUUUGAAAUUACAUUUGAGAGUGCAUACUGGAGAAAAACCGGCCAAGUGUGAAAUUUGUUUUAAGCAAUUUACUUCAGCAAAAUAUUUGAAAAUACAUUUUUUGAGAGUGCACACUGGAGAUAAACCGUACAAGUGUGAAAUUUGUUUAAAACAGUUUACUGCAGAAAGUCAUUUGAAAAUACACUUAAAAGUGCAUUCUGGAGAAAAACCAUGGAAGUGUGCUAUUUGUUUUAAGCAGUUUACUGAUAAAAGUCAUUUAAAAACACAUUUGAGAGUACACACUGGAGAGAAACCACACAAGUGUGAAAUUUGUUUUCAACAGUUUAGUACAGCAAGUAUUUUAAAAGCACAUUUGAAAGUGCACACUGGGGAGAAAUCUUAUAAGUGUGAGAUUUGUUUUAAGCAAUUUAUUCGAGCAGGUGGUUUGAAAUCACAUUUGAGAGUGCACUCUAGCGAAAAACCGUACAAGUGUGAAAUUUGUUUUAAGCUGUUUUCUGAUAAAAGUCCUUUAAAAGAACAUUUGAGGGUGCAUACUGGAGAAAAACCGUACAAAUGUGAAAUUUGUUUUAAACAGGUUAGCACAGCAAGUAAUUUGAAAAUACAUUUGAGAAUGCACACUGGCGAAAAACCGUACAAGUGCGAGAUUUGUUUUAAACAGUUUAGCCAAGCUGGUUCUUUGAAGACACAUAUGAGAAUGCACACUGGGGAAAAACCUUACAAGUGUGAAAUUUGUUUUAAAUCGUUUAGUGAAGCAAGUACUUUAAAAGUACAUUUGAGAGUGCACACGGGUGAAAAACCGUACAAGUGUGAAAUUUGUUUUAAGCAGUUUAGUCAAGCAAGUGACUUGAAAAUACAUUUGAGAAUGCACACUGGGGAGAAAUCUUACAAGUGUGAAAUUUGUUUUAAGCAGUUUAGUCAAGCAGGUACUUUAAAAGUACAUUUGAGAGUGCACACGGGCGAAAAACCGUACAAGUGUGAAAUUUGUUUUAAACAGUUUAGUCGAGCAUUUGACUUGAAAAUACAUUUGAGAGUGCACACUGGGGAGAAAUCUUAUAAGUGCAACAUUUGUUUUAAGCAGUUUACUACAGCAGGUUCUUUGAAAACACAUUUGAGAAGAGCGCACACUGGAUAGAGUUCAUAGAAGUGUUAUAUGGACCAUUCACUCUUGUUAGAGUAUAGGUCGCUCAAAUACUAUGAGCUCUUUUAUUCCAUUUCACGCGGUGGAUUAGUCCGCAUUUUCCUUUAGGUCGUCAUUCAUAGGUUGUGAUGUUUUUUUGCCUUCUCUACUAUCUUCUUCCACUCUCUCCGGUCCUGAAUCUUUUCUCUCCAGUUUGCAAUUUCCAUCUUUGAUAUAUCAUGGUCUUUGGUCUUCCUCUUGGUCUAUUUUUUACUGGUUUCCAGUUCAUUAUCUUCCUGAUCAGUUCUUCUACCCCUCUUCUUUGUGUGUGUCCAAACCAUCUGAGCCUUUGUGGUUUAAUGAAUUUUACUAUAUCUUUUCCUUCAUAUAAAAUUUAUUAUUUCAUGGUUCAUCAGCUUUCUCUAUUCCCCUGUUGCUGUUUUUACUGGGCCAUGUAUUCUUCUCAUAACUUUUCUCUCAAUUAUUCUUAACUUUUCUUCGUCUUUUUUCGUAAGGCACAUUACUUCUGCUCCAUAGGCUAUCACUGGUCUAAUUGCUGCUGUAUAUAUUUUUAAUUUUGUUUUUUGUUCAGGUUUUUGUCCUUGAGUAGUCGGUGAUAUUUCCAAUAUACUCUAUUACUUUAAUUCUUUCGUUUAUCUCUGUACUCCUUCCGUUUUUGCCGUCCACCAUCACCCCCAGGUAUUUGAAGCAAUCUACUCUCUGCAAUGUAUUUUCACCUAUUUAUAUUUCUGUUAUUCUGUUUACAUUGUCUCUUGUGCUUAUAAGGUAUUUUGUUUUAUUCUGAUUGAUUAUUAAUCCUCUCGUCUUUACUUCUCUUACCAGGGUUAAAAAUGCCUCUUCUAGUCUUUUUUUAUCUCGUGCUGCCAGUCCCAGGUCAUCUGACUAUCCUAUGAUCUGUGUUGAGCUUUGAAUAAUUGUCUUUUUCAGCCCUGUGUCUUUCUGUCUCCUUGUCUUACCCCAAGUUCUAUUUUGAUGUCGUUUGUAUCUCCCUCAUUUGUUUUAACUUUUGCUGUUGAGUCUUUCAUUGUCAUUCUAGUUAGUCUUAUUAAUUUUGCCGGUAUCUCCAUUUUUUUCAUUUCCUUUAAUAAUUGUUGUCUAUAUAUGCUGUCGAAGGCAUGUUGGAAGUCGAUGAAUAGUAUGCGUAAUUCUGUGUCAUGUUCAUAGCUUUUUCAAUUGUUUGUGUUAGUAAGUGUAUUACAUCUAUUGUUGAUCUUCCUUUUCUAAAGCCCUGUUGGUAUGGUCCUAUAAUUUUUUCUGUGUAGUGAUUUAGUCGGUUUCUUAUAAUUGUGGUAAAUAUCUUAUACGUUGUAUUUAGUAGCAUAAUUGCUCUGUAGUUGCAGCCCUUAGUUGGAUCCAGGGCCGCCGCUACCAUGUGUGCAAAGUGUGCAUCGCACACAGGCGGCCAACAAUAGGGGCGGCGAAAAGCAGGCCACUGAUGACACUACUUUUUUUAAACGCAAAUAAGUUCAAAUAAUUAAAUAGUAAUGUUUCAGAUAAUUCUUAUUCUAAAGUCUAAUAUUCCAAACAAUAAUUAUUAUUAUUAUUAUUAUCUGAUAAUACUAAAAUGCGUUUCAUUUAACAUUUAUAGUGCUUUUUUUUCGUGAAUCUAAAUAUUUUUCUAUUAUAUUAGAUUGUAGCCCAGAUAUAACGCACGUAGAACAAAUAACAAUAAAUUAUUGUAGUAAGAUGUGUUUCAACUUCAACACCAGUUCGGAUAUUUGAAUAUUUCUUGGGCUUUUCUCCUUAAACUGACGUAACUGGACAAGGUCUCUGAAUUUAUAGAGAGAACAAACUUGAAGAAUUAAAUAUAAAUAUUAUGCAUAAUAUGCGUGGACAGGGUUACGAUAAUGGAGCCAAUAUGCGUGGUAGACACACUGGAUUGCAGAAAAUCCUCGAGAGAAAUAUCCUCGAUCAUUUUUUAUUCCCUGUUCUGCACGUUUAAAUCUGGUGGUGAAUGAUGCAGUAAAAAUAAGUUUUGAGUGGGUGGAAUUUUGUAAUACUGAAGGUACAGGAACUAUAUGUAUUUUUUUCUUCUUCGAAUAUUUGAAGGAACAUUUGAUUAAAGCACCUUCCAAAGUGGACAUUAAAAGCAUUGUUGGACAUGCGAUGGGAGAGUCUGAUCGAUGUAAUCGCACCAUUAAAAAUCCAGAUAAAUAAAAUAUAUGAUGCUUUAGAAGAAUUGCAAAAUGAUAACAAAAGGGAUAUGAAUUUGGAAAUUCAAUGGAUAAACAUAUUCAAAUGUGAGAAAGUGUAUAAAGCCCUUGCAGACAUAAACAGCUCAGAGACUGACAUUAGUGCAACUGAUUUAUAUGAAGAAAUUAAAGCUAUUCAACCAAAUAUGUUACCGCAGAAAAACGUCCUGGUAAUAUUCUUGAAUACAUUUACGAAAUCAUAUUAUAUGUAUCAACAUUUCCAAACUUAAAUAUAAUCCUACGUAUAUUCCUAACUCUACCCUUUACUGUAGCUAAGGGUGAGCGGUCGUUUUCAAAACUUAAAAUUAUUAAAAAUUAUUUGCGAUUUUCUGCUUUAGCAAUGUUAUAUAUCGAACAUGAAGUGUGUGCGACAUUGGAUAUUAAAAAAAAAGACAUUGCCAAAAUUUUUCCCGAAACGGAAGCCAGAAAAGUUUGUUUUUAGUUUUUUAUGUUUAUGUUAUAUUAUUCACGGUUCAUUUUAAUUAAAUGGAAGUUUAGAUAUACAGAUAAUGGGCGUUGGGUCAUGGACAUUACUCCAAUUGUUCAAAUGUUUAUCUAUUUACAAAUUAUUAUUGUUAUGCAUCUUCUGCACAUUUCUUUAAAUACUAGUAUGUACAUAUUUCUAAAGUGUUGGAAGGGGGCGGCAAAUAUUAAGUUGCACACGGGCGGCCAACACGUCAGCGGCGGCCCUGGUUGGAUCUCCUUUCUUAAAGAUUGGUGCGAUGUGCCCGUUUUUCCAUUCUAUGGGCAUGCUUUUGUCCUUCCAAAUUGUAACCAUUAACUUGUGCAUUCGCUUCGUGGGCUCCUCUGCUCCGUUGAUGAUCAGUUCGUUGUUGAUUUCAUCUAGCCCUGGCGUUUUGUUUACUUUUAGUUGUUUUAAUACCUCCAUGAAUUCCUGAUAAGUAGGUGCGUCUUCCUCUUGAUCUCUGUUAUCUUGUAUAUCCUCAUCCUCUAAUAUGCCUUGUUGUUGUUUUUGUAUAGGUCCGCGAAAUGUUUUUCCCCAAUCUUUUUUUUUUUUUAUUUUUGUGACAGUUUGUUUGGUACUGUAUUGUUGUUUUAUGUAUUCGAACAAUUUCUAGUUGUCUUUAUUAUUCGUUUCUAAUUCUUGCAUUUGUUCAGAGAUCCAUGGGUUCUUUUUUCUUCUAUAGAGUUUCAACGCUUCUUGUUUUUCUUUUCUAUAUUGGUCCAGUUGUUCCUGUUCGGCACUCUAGCCAUUUUUUUCUUGCGAGGUGCUUCAGUUGACUUUUUUUGGUGACAUUCCUCAUCAAGCCAUCCUUUCGAUUCUUUGUUUUUUUGGAAUCCUAUUUGUUCUGCUGUCUCUAUUAUGCUGUUCUUUAUGUUUUUUCAUUCAGCUUCUAUUUCUAUGUUCUCAUACCUACCCAGUUUCUGUUCCAUUCUUCCUGGUAUGAUCCAUGUUAUUUUGUGUUCUUUUUUAUCUUGAUGUCUAGUACUAACUAUAUAUGUGUUUGUUGCUGCUGCUAGGUUGCAGAUUUUUCCUCCAUUAUCAUUCGUAGUUUCAUGAAUGGUUUCUUUGCCCGCUACAUUACGAUUAUAGUCAUCCUUUCCGACCUUUGCAUUGAAAUCACCCAAUAUUAUUAAUAUGUCAUUCCUCGGAAUAUUUUCACAGGUUUCUUCCAGGGUGUCGUAGAAUCCUAUUUCUUCCUCCAUUGCUUGUUGCCACUUGCUAGAGUCCUCACACUUUAUUGCACUUUCAUAACUUAUGGGUUCAAGUAUGUCACAGUAGUUUGAUACACAAUAAUAAUCAGGCUUAGACAGUGUAUUUCUAUUACGUAGCUGUCUAUCAUUAAUAUUAUGAUCAUUAGCAUCAUAGAACAGAUUACAAUCAAAAUCCUCAUUAUCAUGAUCCGUUGCUUGAGACCUACUACCUUGCGACAUGUCUAAACUCUCUUCAUUGUCACUUUCUUGAAUAUCAUACAUAUCAUCAUAGUCUCUUUCUUCAUUAUCAUCUAGGAGUUCAAAUUUUAAUCGAAAGUUUUCCUUCUUAUUUUUAAUUGUUUCAUUUUUUUUGACAACGGCACCCGAUUUGGGCGUCGAAACGUUAAUAAAAAUCAUUUUUUAAUAAUAUUGUGGCUUAUUUCCCAUUCUAAAUAGUUAAAAUUGUAAAAAUGCCACAAGAAAAUAGCUUCAGAACAACUUUAAUUGUUUCGUCUUCAUCAAAAUUUACAUUGCAGCUCACUUCAAUUCUUCUCUUCUCACAAUCCCAAAGUCUAUAAUUUAAUGAAUAUCCAUCAUAUCAACAUAUAAGCUGUACUGCCAAAAACUCUGAUGUGCUUUAGAUCUGGUUUUCGCCCAAACCACUUUUCAUAUGGAGUCAUGUUUUGUACUUAACUUGAAGCCGUUCGAUUAAGAACAUAUACAGCAGUAUUUACAGCUUGGGACGCUUUAUUGAGAGUGGAUAAACUUACCCUACAAAAAGCCAUCGAAUUUUGUAGAACUAGUGAGCAAAGUAAAAACCAAAAUUUGAAAUUUCAUACCGAAAGAAAAGAUGUAGACAUAGAAGUUUGUAAAGAUAAGUUCCAGGUAGAGUUGCACAAGUUUGACUUGAAUAUUUGAACUUGACUUGAGUUUGACUUAAUUUCAAGUCAAACUCAAGUCAAUCCUUCUGACAAAUAAUUCAAGUCAAGUCAAACUGGUCAAUCGUACAUGUUUGAUUAUUCAAACUGUUUGUCAAACUAGUUUGAAAGAGUUUGAACACAGUAGAUAUACUUUUUUGUCGAGAUUGACAUGUUAGUUUCCAAUUAAGAUAAGAAAAUACAAUGAGUGCCACAUAAAAGUAACUUAAUACAGGAAGCGAUUAUAAUCAAAAUAGGGUCGUAAAUUUAAAUUUCUUGAAAAUUAUUCCUGUAUGCUUAGAACUGCUUGCUGGCAAGUUCCGUUUUAUCGAUAUAACUUUAGCAUAGGUGAAAAACUGAAAAGUAAUUGGUAUUUGCUUAGUAAAAAUUUUUUGUAACGGCAUGCGUUUUCACGGUACAGGGCGUUGAAGAACAAAAAAUUUUACACAUUUUUUACGAUUUUGCCGAAAUUACUGGCAACAUCGUAUAUUAUUCGUUAUACAAAAAUUUUUACUAAGCAAAUUCAAUUAUUAUUUUCCAGUUUUUCACCUAUGCUAGAGACGGUGUUACCUUUUUCUGAAACACCUUUCUGAUUCAAACUUUCUGCAUUCAAACUCUUUAUGAUGACAGAAUCGAACAUCGUGAAGCCAGUGGGGCCGUAUGAAAACCCAUGUUACCGGAAAGUCAAGAACUUUGCCUUCAACACUUUAAAUAAGUAGUACAACCUGGACCUAUAUUCACUAAACCUUCUCGGGCGCUCGGUAGAGCGCAUACAACCGAGUUGAGUGACGCAUGGCCCCUCUCAACAAACGUCUGUCAGACGUCAUCCUGCCGUAUGAACAGUUUGGUUCUCAUCUCGACCAAAAAGGAAAUACAAUUAUUGAUGAAAAUUUGGAAAAACUGAAUUUUCAGCACGCCGGGGAGACACUUGCCAAAUAGAGUUGCACAAGUUUGACUUGAAUGUUUGAAUUUGAAAUAUUAAACGGGGGUCUUACAACUUGUAAUAUGAAGAAAUUAAUCUACACGGAUAGUUUGACUUUCUGUCUGAAUAAAGCACUUAUUACUCCAAGUUCUCGUUAAGGGAAAGACGCAAAAUGUCGCCUGUCAAAAUUUUCAAUGUGUUUUAAAUUAAAACUUUUAAAUGUAGAUAUUCAUUUUUUUCGAAUCCUGAGAAAACUAAUAAGUACUCUUGAAAAAUUUAAACGCAGAAUGAAAGAUUGCGUUAUUACCGAAGGGCGAAAGUCCCUUAGAAUAAAUAAAAAGUUUCUUUUGAAUGAAAUAUUUGCAAUUAAAAAUAACAGUAAAUUUUCCCUGUUAUGUUCACCCCUGUAACUUAUUAAAAUAAACAUUAUAGAAGUUUUCAGGGAUGUUCGUCCCUCAGAAAUAAUGUAAUCUUUCAUUCUGCGUUUAAAUUUUUCAAAAAUACUUAUUACUUUUUACAGGAUUCGAAAAAAAUUAAUACAUUUAAAACACAUUGAACAUUUUGACAGGCAACAUGUUACGCCAAUGUUCGUAAGGGUUACAAUUUAUAAUAAAAAAAGACUAUUGGGCUUUUCAAUAAACAGCUCAAAAUAAAAUGAUUUAGAAUUUUUAUGACUUUCUUUUAUUAAAAAAGGCAUUUAUUUAUCUUAAGAGCCUAUUACAUCUUCCUAAAUUUAGUGUCCGAUAUUUAGAACGUUCUGAAUUCAGGAUAGUGUAAUCGCAUUUAGUCAGUUAGCAUCCUAAUUAGGAAGGUUUUUCGACUUCCUAAGUGGCUAAAUCGUAGAGAUGGAACACAAUAGUAUUUUUCGGUAAUAUUUUUUUUGUUAUUGGCAUACACAUUAGUGAUUCAGCCAGUUACCAAGUUAAUGUUUUAGCCCUAUGCAUCACAUUCAAACGAUCAACCUAGUUGGUAGGUACCAAUAAUUUUGUAUUUUUAAUCUAGAGCAGAGGUUCUCAACCAGUUGUACGCGUACUACUGGUGGUACGUGGGACGAUUUCAGAUGGUACGCGUCGCGUGGGUGAAACAAGCUGUUACGCUGGGCCUCUGUCUGCGGAUGUGGCAGAAUACAGUAUUCCUCGAAAUAUCUCAAAUACCAGAUGUAGCGGUUGACAUAAUUCAUAAUUCUUCACUUGGAAUCUCUUCAAGAAAGUUUUAAUAAAUAUGUCUCUGAAGAUUAUUCCAAACUUGACUGGAUCAGAAAUCCUUUUGCAGGAAUCUCACCAAAUGAGUUGUAAUUGCAGGAAACAUUCAUCGAUCUAAUAGAAAAUAGUUCUGUGAAACACAGCUUUAAAGAGAAAUCCUUAGUUGACUUCUGGAUUGAGUUAAAAUCCGAUUAUCCAAUGCUCUUCUGACAAGCUAUGCUGUUUUUGAUGCCAUUUGUCACUAAUUGCUCGUGUAAGACUGGUUUUAAGUACUGGACUAUGGUAUAUAUAUUAAAAUUAGACACCACAAUUGUGUCUAUAAAACAAGCCAAUGGACAUGUUUCUGAUAGUAAACAUGUUUCUAAAAACAAUAUGAUCGGGGGGCAUUCUUCCAUUCCAUGACCCCCUACCCCCAAAUGUUUGGUGGUACGCCAAAAUCUUCAAAAUAUUUCAGGUGGUACGCAGUUACUAAAAGGUUGGGAACCCGUGAUCUAGAGAAUGACAUGUAUUUAAUUUGGUUUUUAAAUAUAUUUAUAUUUCUUA